This is a messenger RNA of Schizophyllum commune H4-8, 1873 nucleotides long. RefSeq lists its product as uncharacterized. The transcript has 5 exons. NCBI's taxonomy places the organism in Eukaryota, Fungi, Basidiomycota, Agaricomycetes, Agaricales, Schizophyllaceae. The coding region runs from base 135 to 1583 and encodes 482 amino acids. The record is from RefSeq and is a predicted model, not a curated record.
GAAAAAUGCACGGUGGCUCCAACUCCUUGACCGACGACGAUCACGACGGCGACGGCGGGCCCACACUCUACUCAUCCUUUUCUUCUGUACUUUACACCUCGACGGCGCGGGCGGCGUGAAUUGCGCUUUCCAUCAUGUCUUCAACGUCAUCAACCUAUUCAUCGACCCCUGAAUCCGAAUCGCCCGGCGCCUCCUCGACGGCGACGUCCAUGUCCGAUUCCUUUUCUUCUUCUCCAUCGGACACGUCGACCUCGAUGGACUCGACAACGUCUGCAUCUUCCUUUGACACGACUUCGUCAACCUCGUACGACCCUUCCACGUCCGCGGACCCUUCAUCAUCAUCCUCGAUAUCUGCACCCCCGACAUCCACCACUUCCUCCACGUUUUCCGAAUCCACGACUGCCUCCGCGCCCCCGUCCACGACCACACAAUCAGACUCGACUUCGCAGCCUCCCGAUACGACCACCUCGAACCCUCCCUCCUCGUCCACGACUCAAGAUAGCACGACCACCACCGACCCUCCUUCGAGUUCCACCACAGCCUCUCAGCCCCCCAACUCAGAGACCUCGACCACCGAAAAUACAUCCCGCUCCUCCACCGGGGACGCCUCGCCGACAUCUCGCACCGAGACCUCUUCAGAGGCACCCGUGACCACCGUCAUUCAGACGACCAUUGUCCAGGCCUCCAAUGGCGAGCUACACACGUCCCUCGCCACUAUCACCUCUACUGCGGACACCGCCCUCGGCACGGGCAGUGGUUCCUCAGGGUCCAGCUCCAAUGGCUCUGGCGGCAGCAAAAGUCAUACCGGCGCCAUCGUCGGCGGUGUCGUUGGUGGAGUUGUCGGUCUAGCUUUGCUGGGGCUCCUUGGUCUAUGGGCCUUCAGGCGCUACAGGAAGCAGAAGCGUCUCGAAGACUUCUUCGACGGCAAUUUCGACCCCGAUCGGGUUGUUGCGGGCGGUACGGAGAAGAAAAAGGGUCGCAAAGGUCCUGGGGGAACGCUACCCGACGUACAGUUGGAUGAAGAGGAGGCGGGAGGCGCGCGCCUUGGAGGUGCGACGAUGACGGAUAAUGGCGCAGGCGUGGUGACGCCCUACGCUUACACGUCGGAACCCCAAGGAUCGCAGUACGGGACGAGCUCAGACCACUCGGGUGCGGCUUUGAUCGGUGGAGCUGCACGUUCUCACUCCUCCGCGAGCGGUGGUAGUCAGGACUACAACCGGCAGUCGGUCCCCUUUGCGCUGCAGCCAGGUCAUCAGCCUGGCGCGCCGGGCUUCCCGCAGCCUGAGGUCGCUGGCGCGACGGGCGUUGCGUACUCCACGAACGAUCACAGCGCGCAUCCCGCCAGCGAGGCUGGCCGGUCGAGCUCGAGCGGUGGUGUUUGGGGUGCACACGCGCCUGCUCGUCGUAUGAGCGCUGGCGGCGCGUCGGGCUACGCUGGCCCGGGCUACAUUAUGAGUAACAAAGAGCGGGAGAGGCUUUCGGUAGCGAAUCCGGGCCCUUCGGACGUGUUCGUGCACCAGGAUGCGGGCGAGGUCACGUCUGGCGAGAUCCCGCCGACGUACGACAGCAUCAGGAGGGACUGAACUGAGACGCUUUACGAUGACGAACGACACCACCACGGAUGGGACUCUCCUUCUUGUACUUGGUAUUCGCGAGGUACCUGCAGAGGGUAUACUCGCCCCUCUAUGCUUUCCUUGGGCCUGCACACUUGCUGGCCUACAUUGACGGCGGCCUUCCUUCGUUGAAGGACCCCCAUUACCACCGAGACGAUUACUCACGAUCUAUCAUAUUGUACCGAUAGAUAUCCCUUUGUAUAAUACCAUGUAAUUUUCGCUCGCUCCCAAAAUCACAUAUACACUCGCGAGCUCUCUGC